AUGAGUACAGACAGAAUUGCACUAGACGCAUCUAUUUCUAUACCACCACGUGAGGUUACCACAACGUUGACAGUACGAAAUGUGCAGACAACACUGAACUACUAUCGAAAUCCUGGUGAUGGUUCACCGCCGACCCCAGUAUAUGUUGGCGGGAAUACCGUGCAGAACGAAAGGCCGACUAUUCCAGUGUCUGUCACAAUACGAGAUGUAACAGGAUCAGAAAAGAAUUUCACCCUGGACACGCACGGGUUUCAGUUCAUCAAGCAUGAAAGUGCCAUGAAGCUAUUUGAUUCCGAAAGUGAGAUAAAAGAAGGAUACUACCCCGAAUGCGUGAAUCUGUAUAAGCAAAUAACCGGUGCAUCUCGGGUCCUGAUCUUCGGGCAUCUUGUUCGGCGAGGUCCAACACACUGGCAUUCACUAGGGAACGGAAACGCAGCAAACAAGGGGCCACUUCACCGCGUCCAUGUCGAUCAAUCCUAUGCCGGGGCAGAGCUCAUACUUCGCAAACAGCUUCUUGAUGAAGCUGAAUCCACCUUAGCUCGAGAAAAUCGCUGGCAAAUCGUAAACCUCUGGAGGCCCGUCAGUACAAUAUUCAAGGAUCCGCUUGCCGUUGCAGCGGCAGCAUCAAUUUCCGAGGACGAUCUGGUAGAGGCCAAAGUGUUAUACACAAACCAGUCUCCUCCGUGGAACCGGAACGAAACUUGGGCAGUUCAACCAGGCCAAGGCCAUUCGUGGUUCUUUAAAAAUGAGCAGAAGCCCGAUGAUGUCUUGUUAAUCAAGUGUUUCGACAGCGACGAGAAGGUGGGCGUGGCUCGGCGAGCGCCUCAUUGCGCCUUCAGAGACCCUGAACGCGAAGGCCAUGUCUGGAAUGAUAGAGAAAGCAUUGAAGUGCGUGCACUUCUUUUCUACAAUUAA
Aaosphaeria arxii CBS 175.79 is the source of this 915-nucleotide messenger RNA. RefSeq lists its product as uncharacterized. Lineage: Eukaryota; Fungi; Ascomycota; Dothideomycetes; Pleosporales. The record is from RefSeq and is a predicted model, not a curated record. Gene Ontology annotation, molecular function: oxidoreductase activity. The coding region runs from base 1 to 915 and encodes 304 amino acids. The transcript has 3 exons.